Messenger RNA from Lotus japonicus, 810 nucleotides. RefSeq lists its product as uncharacterized. The transcript has 4 exons. Bases 1 to 624 code for a protein of 207 amino acids. The record is from RefSeq and is a predicted model, not a curated record. Lineage: Eukaryota; Viridiplantae; Streptophyta; Magnoliopsida; Fabales; Fabaceae.
AUGAGACGAUUCUGUGGGGGUGGUUUCGGUCGGUGGAGAGAUGGGAUGAGAAUUGCAUGGAGGAGUUGGUGCACCUGGGGUAACGACGGAGGUCUAAGGGAGCGCGGUGGCGCCGUGGUGGAUAUGGGAAGUUUGUUAAAUGAUGAUGAUCACUUUUUUCACUAUACAGUUGUCACUACUUGUCCUCAGUUGGAACCUAUGUUUUCCCAUAUAAAUAGGUUCAAGCUUCAAGCAAUUAUCAGACCCAUAAUUAUCUAUCAGUGUCUCAGUUUCAGAAAUUGUUUUUCUUGUAGCUCGAGAAAGCAGCUAGUAGCAAUGUCAUUCGCCAAAAGCACAUUAAUCUUUGCAAUUCUCUGUCUCAUCCUAGUACAGGAGCUUGAGAUCUGUGAAGGAAAUCAAGACAUGGAUGCUGUUCAUCAUCAUCAUCAUCUUUAUAAGAUAGACUGUGGUGGGAAGUGCAGCCACAGGUGUAGCAAGGCGUCAAAGCACAAAAGGUGCAUGAGGGCAUGCAAUAGUUGCUGCCAGAGGUGCCACUGCGUGCCACCUGGCACAUAUGGGAACAAGCAUGUUUGUCCUUGCUAUGCCAAACUCACCACUCAUGGAGGAAAGCUCAAGUGCCCAUGAAUUUGGUGUUUUAAUGUUUCAAGGCAUCGACUAUGAUAUCAUUUGGUGUUUUAAUGUUUUAAGGCAAUGUAAUGUGUGGGAUUUGUGAUUGCUAAUGUUGUUUAUUAGUCCUAGUUAGAAGUCUUGUAACAUUUGAAUUUCUAAAUAAUAAAGACUCGAUCCUCCCUCUUAGGAGGAGAAGCAAAA